Passer domesticus (house sparrow) is the source of this 4432-nucleotide messenger RNA. It is a transcript of the gene TAOK3, whose product is annotated as TAO kinase 3. Gene Ontology annotation, biological process: regulation of cytoskeleton organization; protein phosphorylation. Gene Ontology annotation, cellular component: cytoplasm. Lineage: Eukaryota; Metazoa; Chordata; Aves; Passeriformes; Passeridae. Gene Ontology annotation, molecular function: protein serine/threonine kinase activity; ATP binding. Bases 395 to 3091 code for a protein of 898 amino acids. The record is from RefSeq and is a predicted model, not a curated record. The transcript has 22 exons.
CCGAGCGGGGCCGGGCAGGAAGCGGCGGUGACGGGCACGGCCCGGCGGACACGCUCCGUCCCGCUCUCCUCCUCCUGCUGCUCCUCCUGCUCCGCGUUCCUCCCCGCCCGGGCCCCGCGGAGGUGGCCCGCUGCCGCCGGCCGGCACCAGGUGCUGGAUGCCAUCGAGCAGCACUCGUGCUUGCGUGGGAAGGAGAAGGAAGGAGGACACGAGAGUAGGAGAGUCUGGAGGGCUGGGAGCACGGGACAAUGCUGCUGGGAGGAAUGUGAGCCACGGAGCAUGGUUGGUGCCACAGCUAUCCAGGUGCUGAGAGCUGUCUGCAAACGGCUUUGUCGAUGAGGGGAGGAGCUGGCUGGGACCUGAGAGCACAGAGCAGUUCCUGACACGCUUCACCAUGCGCAAAGGGGUGCCAAAGGACCCAGAGAUAGCUGACCUGUUCUACAAAGAUGAUCCCGAGGAAAUAUUCGUGGGUUUGCAUGAAAUCGGACAUGGAAGCUUCGGAGCAGUUUACUUUGCUACGAAUUCCCACACUAAUGAGGUGGUGGCAGUCAAGAAGAUGUCCUACAGUGGAAAGCAAACAAAUGAGAAAUGGCAGGAUAUCAUCAAAGAAGUCAAGUUUCUGCAGCAGCUGAAGCACCCCAACACCAUAGAGUACAAGGGCUGUUACCUGAAGGAGCACACGGCGUGGUUGGUUAUGGAGUACUGUUUAGGAUCAGCUUCUGAUUUGUUAGAAGUUCACAAGAAGCCACUCCAGGAGGUGGAGAUUGCUGCCAUCACCCACGGUGCCUUGCAGGGGCUGGCCUACCUGCACUCUCACUGUAGGAUCCACAGGGAUAUUAAAGCUGGAAAUAUUCUUCUAACAGAACCAGGUCAAGUGAAACUCGCUGAUUUUGGGUCUGCAUCUAUAGUCUCCCCUGCCAACUCUUUUGUGGGAACGCCUUACUGGAUGGCACCAGAGGUGAUCCUUGCGAUGGACGAGGGGCAGUACGAUGGCAAGGUGGAUGUUUGGUCCCUGGGGAUCACCUGCAUCGAGUUAGCUGAAAGGAAGCCUCCACUUUUCAACAUGAAUGCAAUGAGUGCCUUAUAUCACAUAGCCCAGAACGAUUCCCCUAGGUUACAAUCAAGUGAAUGGUCAGACUCCUUUAGGGGAUUUGUUGAUUACUGCUUACAGAAAAUACCUCAGGAAAGGCCAUCAUCAACAGAUUUGUUACGGCACGAUUUUGUCCGCCGGGAGCGGCCGCCCAGGGUGCUCCUAGACCUGAUCCAGAGGACCAAGGAUGCAGUGAGGGAGCUGGACAACCUGCAGUACCGGAAAAUGAAGAAAAUCCUCUUCCAGGAGACACGGAAUGGCCCCCUGAACGAGUCCCAGGAGGAGGAGGAGGACAGUGAGCAUGGAUCAAACCUGAGUAGGAAGAUGGACAGUCUGGGCAGCAACCAUUCCAUCCCCAGCAUGUCUGUGAGCACAGGCAGCCAGAGCAGCAGUGUGAGCAGCAUGCAGGAGGUCCUGGAUGAGAGCAGCCCUGAGCUGGUCAUGAUGCAUAGUGACGAGAGCACCAUUAAUUCCACCUCCUCCGUUGUUCACAAGAAGGAUCAUGUAUUUAUAAGGGAUGAGGUGGGCCACAGGGAUCGCAGGCCUGAGGUGCGGCCUACCCAGUCAGUGCAGAAUCAGGCCCUCCACUACCGGAACCGAGAGCGCUUUGCCACAAUCAAAUCAGCAUCUUUGGUUACAAGACAGAUCCAUGAGCAUGAGCAGGAGAACGAGCUGCGGGAACAGAUGUCAGGAUAUAAGCGGAUGCGGCGCCAGCACCAGAAGCAGCUGAUCGCCCUGGAGAACAAGUUGAAGGCCGAGAUGGACGAGCACCGCCUCAAGCUGCAGAAGGAGGUGGAGACACACGCCAACAACUCGUCCAUUGAGCUGGAGAAGCUGGCCAAGAAGCAAGUGGCUGUGAUGGAGAAGGAGGCAAAGGCAGCUGCAGCAGAUGAAAAGAAAUUCCAGCAACAGAUUUUGGCUCAGCAGAAGAAAGACCUGGCGACCUUUUUAGAAAGUCAGAAGAAACAAUACAAGCUUUGCAAGGAAAAGAUUAAAGAGGAAAUGAAUGAGGACCACAGCACACCCAAGAAAGAGAAGCAAGAAAGGAUAUCCAAACACAAAGAGAACCUGCAGCACACACAGGCUGAAGAGGAGGCCCAGCUUCUCAGCCAGCAGAGACUCUACUACGACAAAAACUGCCGUUUCUUCAAGAGAAAAACGAUGAUCAAGAGGCACGAGAUGGAGCAGCAGAACAUUCGGGAAGAGCUGAACAAGAAGCGGACGCAGAAGGAGAUGGAGCACGCCAUGCUGAUCCGGCACGACGAGUCCACGCGGGAGCUGGAGUACCGGCAGCUGCACACGCUGCAGAAGCUGCGCAUGGACCUCAUCCGGCUGCAGCACCAGACGGAGCUCGAGAACCAGCUGGAGUACAACAAGCGGCGCGAGCGGGAGCUGCACAGGAAGCAUUUCAUGGAGCUCCGGCAGCAACCAAAGAACCUGAAGGCUAUGGAAAUGCAGAUCAAAAAGCAGUUCCAGGACACAUGCAAAGUACAAACUAAGCAGUACAAAGCACUGAAGAAUCACCAGCUGGAAGUAACUCCAAAGAGUGAGCACAAGACAAUUCUGAAGAGCCUGAAGGACGAGCAGACACGGAAGCUCGCCAUCCUGGCCGAGCAGUAUGAGCAGAGCAUCAACGAGAUGAUGGCCUCGCAGGCGCUCCGGCUGGACGAGGCCCAGGAAGCAGAAUGCCAAGCCCUGAGACUGCAACUCCAGCAGGAGAUGGAGCUGCUCAACGCCUACCAGAGCAAAAUAAAGAUGCAGACAGAAGCACAGCAUGAAAGGGAACUCCAGAAGCUGGAGCAACGGGUGUCGCUGCGCAGGGCACACCUGGAACAGAAGAUCGAGGAGGAGCUCGCCGCCCUGCAGAAGGAACGCAGCGAGAGGAUCAAGUUCCUGUUGGAAAGGCAGGAGCGAGAGAUCGAGACGUUUGACAUGGAGAGCCUGAGGAUGGGCUUUGGGAAUUUGGUCACAUUAGAGUAUCCCAAGGAGGACUAUAGAUGAGGUUAAAUUUCUUUGCCAUUUAAAAAAAAAAACACCAACAAAAACCACAGAAAGCAAACAAAGUGAGGAUGAAACUUGCAAACCCAACAUUCCCCAUGUUGACGGGCGUGCUCUCUCUCUUUCUGUCUCUCUUACUGACAUCGUGUCGGACCAGUGCCUGUAUAUUCUUAUCCAUCAGGGGCCCCUUUCCCCCGUCACGUCCCGGUGCAGGACAGCUCCUGGCAGUCUUUUCCAUAGUAUGUCACAGUAUUGAUGUCUCUGUGCAAUGAUUAAAAAUGUUUCAGUGAAAACUUUGGAGACAAUUUUAAUGGAGAAAAAAAAAAAAACAACAUAAAAAAAAAAGCCACCAAGUGGAUGUAUGUUGCUUCUGAGCAAUCACUCAUCUUACCACCAAUCAAUGAAAGUACAAGCAAAAAAAUAUUAAUAAUUAAAAGAUAUCUACGAUCCCAGGGGGAGAGAGACUGAAUCCGCAGCCUUACCUUAACUAGCUGCUGCAUAAUUUUAUUUUAUUUUUAUUUUUUUGGUAUUUAUUCAUCAGGAAUAAUUAAAUAAUAAAAAAAUUUUAUUAAAGAUUGAAAAAAAAUUUGAUACAUUUUACAGAAAAAAAAACUUAAUCGUGCUGUACAUAUCAGUGGUGACAUAUUAUUACUUUUUUGGGGGUGGGGAGGGGCGGGCAAUGACGUGGUGAUUUUUAGGAGAACCAUGCCAGGGGCAGCAGGGACGAGCCCUGGCCCCUGGGCAUAUUCUUGAUUGUAUCAUAAAUCAUUUUCUGCUGUCGCAGAGAAUGUGAAUACACUUAAAUGAGCCCACAGGAUCCCAGUAGCACAAAUUGGGCUUUGUCAAAUCGUGUAUUUUGUGUAUAGAAGGAAUUUAAGGAGAGCUUUUACUUAUUUUCAUAUUGUAUUUUAACUGUUUCUCUGAUCAAAAAUUUUUUUACUUCUUUCCCCCCCUCCCUUCCUGCUCCAGCCACUCCCCACUCUCCAGUUCUGUUCUGGAGCUCAACACUGUCUGUUAGAUCAUCCCAGCCCUUUUCAGUUUUUCUUUUAUUUGUUUUUUGGGGUUUUAUUUUUUUUUUGUUCCUCCCCCAAGUCCACCCCCAACCCCAUGAUCUUGGUCAUAAAUAUUGCAUUAUCCACACUUUCAAACUGUGUAUUUUCUUACAAUAAAAAGAGGAAAAAAAAAGGCUUUACUUCUUUUGCAUGCACUUUAAAAAAAAAACCAACAAAAAAAAAGGACAAAAAAACCAACAAAACAACAAAAACAUUUUUCAGGUUCCAGGGAAGAGCAUGAAUAACUGUCAGAGCUUUUAAUUAUAUUUGUAAAUAAAAGUGUUCAUCACAA